Tremella mesenterica DSM 1558 is the source of this 651-nucleotide messenger RNA. RefSeq lists its product as uncharacterized. The transcript is spliced from 4 exons. The record is from RefSeq and is a predicted model, not a curated record. NCBI's taxonomy places the organism in Eukaryota, Fungi, Basidiomycota, Tremellomycetes, Tremellales, Tremellaceae. Bases 1 to 651 code for a protein of 216 amino acids.
AUGCGAGCGUGGGUCGUCGGUGGUCUCUUCCUUCUGACAGGAGUAGUAGGACAGAACAAGGAAUUCAAACGAGAUGGACAGAUCCCCGCGGCUUGUAACGCCGAAUGCAAUCCCCUCCAAACCUCCCUUUCAUCGUGCAUGGCAUUAAUCGACGGCUCUUUCUCUUCGAACGAUCUACCAAUUUCAGGGAGAGAUUCGAGUUUGGUCGAUUGUGAAACCGCCCUAUGCGACACCCAGAAUUUUGAUUCCUUCAACACUUGCGUGAACUGCCUGGUAGGAAGCAGGGGUGAACUACAGACUAGUCAAGCACAGGCUUUGGUGAAUGAAGCUGAACAGCUUUGCUCGGCUUUGGGGUCGACUGUCAGUGGGAGUAUCACUGCCACUCCGUCAACUACAAACCCGUCCUCCACAAACGUGGUCGUCACAUCUACAAGUAGUACCAACUCCAAGUCCCCCCUGUCCAACGCUGGUCUCACGAUCCCGUCCGGUCAGAUCCGCUCGUCUUCUACAACUUCGAGUACCAGCACCUCGUCGACUUCUCUUGCUCCAUCGUCAUCAGCCGGAGCGACGGGAGGUGCUGUGACUUUGGGGUUCAAUAUCCCUGCGCUUCUUACAGCAGUGGGAUUAGUCAUGGGUGUGGUCACCAUCUGA